AUCUGUGCUGUAGCUCCUCCUUGGCUAGCUCUCUCCCAGGAGGGUCAAAGUGUGCUUGGCAACUGCUGCUAUCAAGUGAUAGAUCGGUGAGGUUCUAAUGCAUUACAUUUUUAUACACCGGAGGAAUUGGACAGAGCUCUUAAGAGAGGCUGCUGCAGCCUUGAACGCAAGAGCAAAGAUUCCAGUGUGCUGCACUCGUCCUCUGGUGUACUUACGAACGUUUCCUUUUGGCAGAGAAUUGUUGGGGAGGGAGGAGCAAUGCCUGGAGGGGCCAUUUGAAUUCUGCGGCAAAUUGGGCUGUGAUUCUGAAGUAGCAUCAUAUUGCAGUGGUUGUGUCUGAGGCUCCGGUCUGGAUUCUUCUGUGGUUUAAAGCUUCACCAAGGAAAGCUGAGAGACUUAUUUUUCAAAUGUUGUGGGUUUCUAGUAUUUUUUUAUUUUUUUUAAAUCGGUCUCUCCCUUUGACAAAUGCUGAAUUAUGGAGUUACAGUGCUGAUAUUUUGCGAGGCUAAAAUUAGCCUCAUUUCCACAAAAGGUUUUUUUGUCUUCUCAACAUCACGGGCUUGACUCGACUGAGCCACAUGUGAGGGAGCACUGGAGACUAGUGAAGCAGAAAAUAUAUGCAUAUGUUUACUUUCAACAGAAGAAAGACAGGUGACAUGUCCCCCUCUUUGUUUUCCAGUCAAUGGCACAGCCUAUUCAUGCCAGCAUUUUUCUUUAUUUCUUAAGAAGCUGAAAGCAUGGCAACUGCUUGGGGAUAGCUCUGUUCAUCUCGUGUUCCUGCUUUGAGGGUGGUGACUGUUUGCUGGAUUUGUAGGAAAAUUGCAAUGCUGAUAAUACUGAGCCGAGGCUGUUUGCUCAGAUAGUAAAUGAGUGAGGCAGAAGACAGACACUGCAACAGCAACUGAGCCAAGAAUGACAUCUGCUUGGUCUGUGCAGAACAGAAGUAUGAACUCUUCCUUGGAAGGAAACAAUACCAGCCGACUAUUUUGCCUUUUGGGAUUCAGUUACUACGAAACAGUUAACAUUUGCCUCCUGGAAGUAAUCGUCAUUGUUUUCCUCACUGUGUUAAUAAUUUCAGGUAAUCUUAUUGUUAUAUUAGUCUUUCAUUGUGCGCCCCUUUUGAAUCACCAUACUACAAGUUAUUUCAUUCAGACCAUGGCAUUCGCUGAUCUUUUUGUUGGCAUCAGUUGCCUGGUUCCUUCUUUGUCUCUUCUUCACUACCCGACAGGUUCUCAUGAAUCUUUAACAUGCAAAUUGUUUGGAUAUAUUGUGUCCGUUCUGAAAAGUGUUUCGAUGACCUCUCUGGCCUGCAUCAGCGUUGAUCGAUACAUUGCGAUUACCAAGCCGCUGUCGUACAAUCAGCUGGUCACCCCGUGGAGGUUGCGUGUUUGCAUUGUAAUGAUCUGGACGUACUCCUGCAUUAUCUUCCUUCCUUCUUUCUUUGGCUGGGGAAAGCCUGGCUACCACGGGGAUAUAUUUGAAUGGUGUACAAAUUCCUGGGAGACAAACGUUUACUUUGCAGGAUUCAUUGUGGUUUUGCUGUACGCCCCUUCUGCCCUUGUGGUCUGUUUUACCUAUUUCAACAUAUUCAGAAUAUGCCAGCAACACACUAAAGAAAUCAAUGAAAGACGUGCUCGAUUUAAUCCCCAAGAAGGGGGAUCAACCGAAAACUCACACAGCUCUGAGAGACAUUAUGCUAUGGUUCUAUUUCGGAUCACCAGCGUCUUUUACAUCCUUUGGCUUCCGUACAUCAUUUAUUUCCUCCUUGAAAGCUCGCACAUUUAUAACAGUCCGGAGGUAUCUUUUCUGACCACCUGGCUUGCCAUUAGCAAUAGCUUCUGUAACUGCGUGAUUUACAGCCUUUCCAACAGUGUCUUUCAGAAGGGCCUCAAACGUCUCUUCGGUGCUGCCUGUGCUUCAUGUAUCUGGUAUGUGGAAAGCAGAAACCCUUCGAUGCCUGGAAGUAAAAGAUCCUCCAAUGACUGCAACGCUUGAGAAGUAUAAGCCGUGACAUUCAAUGCCCUGCUCAGUGCAUCACUUCAGUUCCACUGUAAUUUGAAUUUAUUGAACUGGGCUCGAGUUCGGUGGUGGUAUUGAGUCGUCCUCAGGCAACCUUAUGUUACGGUUUAUGUUACGAUCCAGUGAAUGCAUUGCCUUUCACAAGAUGUAAUCAAUAAUUAAAACAAAAAUUUAAACAGAAACUUGCUGCUCUGUUUUUACCUGUUCAUAAUUAUGUAUGAACUGUGUUUAUGAUUCCUUCGAGGGAAUUGAGAUAUUUAUGGGCCAAAUGUUUUAAUAUCCUAUUGCACUGUACAAGAACUUCCAGAAAAUACUUGUUUUCAUUGACUAUUAUUAUUGUACCGUCUGAUUUGUAAUUACCUGUGAAUGCAACAACCAUGUAAACCAUAAAUAAGCAACUUAACCCUAGAGGGUCCGACCCAUUUUAACACAGUUUACCAGUGGAUGUUAAGCUGUUUGCAUUCUGCCAAAAUGUGUGUAUGAAGUUCCCUAUUAAACAUAUGUAACGCAAAAUCUUUAAUAUUGUGCCGCAGUACUAAGCAACUCAAAUGUAUGGUGAAGCCACACCUUAUGAGUUUUCAGUUUGAUAAUUCGAUUAAUUAAUUGGCAUAAGUCGGAAAUGGGUCAAAUCUUAAGAUGUUUAUUUAAAGAGUUUGACUGCUCUGUUUAUCAUGGAUGAAAUGUGUAUAGCAAAGGAUUAGGUUUUCAAAGUCAUGAACAUUUGAGGGGAAACUGUGGUUAGUUUAUUUAAUUGCUUUUCCAUAUGGAACACAUUGAUCUUUU
Messenger RNA from Amblyraja radiata (thorny skate), 2802 nucleotides. RefSeq names its product probable G-protein coupled receptor 21. The transcript has a single exon. Lineage: Eukaryota; Metazoa; Chordata; Chondrichthyes; Rajiformes; Rajidae. The record is from RefSeq and is a predicted model, not a curated record. Gene Ontology annotation, cellular component: membrane. Gene Ontology annotation, biological process: G protein-coupled receptor signaling pathway. The coding region runs from base 913 to 1995 and encodes 360 amino acids. Gene Ontology annotation, molecular function: G protein-coupled receptor activity.